AUUCAGACAACGACAUUGCACGACAUGAAUUAACAGUUAAACCAUCGUCAGGGUAGGCUGGGAUACAUGUGAGGUGAGGACUACAGAAGUGAUCCAACAUGAGCUGGGCCUUAGAGGAGUGGAAGGAUGGGCUUCCUGGAAAAGCCCUCCAGAAGAUCCAGGAGAUCGAGAGCCAGCUCGACAAGCUGAAGAAGGAGAGGCAACAGAAGCAGUUUCAGCUCGACUCCCUGGAAGCUGCUCUCCAGAAACAGAAGCAGAAGGUGGACCAGGAGAAAAAGGAUGCAGAGGCUCUUAAGAGGGAGAACCAGUCCCUGGUGGAGUCCUGCGAUGGCCUGGAGAAAACCAGACAGAAGGUGACCCAUGAGCUGCAGGUGAAGGAGCAGCAGGUGAACUACCUGGAGGGACAGCUUAACUCCAGCAAGAAGCAGAUUGAGAGGCUGGAACAAGAGAUCAAGAGGUACAAGAAUGAGCUGGAUAGGACCCAGAGCUCGCAUGUGUUAGACUCACAGCCCUACAGCACUCCACAGAAGACUUUUGCAACACCCAUCACUCCAAACUACAGGCAGCAUGAUUCAAAAUUUGAGGACCUUCAAGAAAAGUACAACAAAGAAGUAGAAGAGAGGAAAAAGGUGGAAGCAGAGCUGAAACUUAUGCAAGUCAAAGUGAGUUUUUCAGACUCACAUGAGUAUACCAUGAGCCACAAGAACAUUGCACGGCAGCAGGCACAGUCCUCCAUUUUCCCGUGGCAACAGGACCAGACACCGAGCCGUCAAUCGCACAACUUCAUGGAGACUCCGCUGAAGAGGCGGACCGGGAAUUCCAGCUACCUGUGGGAACCAGCGGAGACGCCUGUCAAACAGACCCCCAGAGACACAGUGGCCUCGCUGAGCGACUCGGCCAGCGCUCAGACUAUUGAGCAGCUGAGGACGGCGAAUCAAGAUCUGAAAGCCAAGCUGUCUGAGCUCAAUCUUAGACUCCAGGCCCAGGAGAAGGAGGUGAAGAACCAAAUGAACAAGUUUCAAGAACUUCAGAACCAGCUGGAUAAAGCCAGAAAAGACCUUGGCGAGAAAGAUAAAGCCCUGAGCAAGUCCAGAGAUGAGCUUACCAAGGUGUCGGGACAGUAUGAGCAAGCAGUUAGCAAGUGUUCGUCAGUGGAGCAGAAACUGAAGCAGGUGACAGAGGAGAUGAACUGCCAGAGACACAAUGCCGAGAGUUCCCGUCGGGCACUGGAGCAGAAGAUCAAGGACCAGGAGAGGGAGAGCCAAAAGGAGCUUGCACAUCUGCAGAAUGCCCACCGCACUCUGGACCAGCAGUUUAACCAGACGAAAACAAAGAUGAGCCAGGAGCUCCAGCAGGCUAAAAAGGACCAAAAUGUCCUGCAGUCUGACAUGGAAAAGGUGAUGGCACAGAAGAGUCGUCUGGAAAAGGAUUUAGAAGAGCUGAAACAGAAGCUGUGCAGAGUGGAGCAAGCCCUGCAGGCCAGCCAGGCUAAAGAGACGGAUCUGAAGAAGAAAUUUGAGGAGGUGCAGAGAGAGAAGAAUGGUCUCAGCUGUCAGGUGGAGCAAGGCUCAAAGAGAUCAUCUCAAGUGGAGGAAGAGCUGAAAACCACUAAGCAAAACCUGAAGCAGAGCCAUAGUGCGGUGGAGGAUCUCAAAGCUAAAAGUCAGGCUCAAAGUGAAGAACUGAAAGGACUUCAGGUCAAAAUGGAAAGCCUCAACAGGUCUUUUGCCCAGGAUUUGGAAAACCUGAAGAAAACUCUGGCUGAACAGGAAGCAAAGAAGGAAACGUAUGAAAAGGAAAUUCAGAAACGGAGCAGAGAAAUGGAGCAAAUGGCAAACAAGCACACUGCUCUGGAGAAAGAGCACCACGACCUGCAGCUAACUCUGAAUUCAAAACAGAAUGAAUGUGAUGAAUUAAAGAAGGAGCACGAGACUCUCCUGAGCUGGAAAAAUGAGAAGGAAAAUCUCAUCAACAAUAUAGACACUGAACGCGAAACUAUGCUGAGCAAAAUUAGCGAACUGGAAAAGAGCAUAGAUUCACUUAAUCAUAUCCACAGUGAUCUCAAUCAAAAGCUGCAGAAUCUGGAGAAUGAGAAGGGAUGUUUGACUGCCCAGAUAGAUUCCCUGAAAGGUGAAAUUCUCAACAAAUGCAUGGAACUGGAGGAAAAGGGUAGAGUAUAUGAAGAGCUUCAGAAACAUUCAAUGGAGGCUGACCAGAAGCACAGUAAAGAUCUGGAGAAUACAGCGGUGCAGAUCACUCUUCUCCAGGGGCAGGUGACGGAGUUGGAGGGUAAAUUGAAACAGCAGACUGUCGAGAUGGAGAUAAUGGAGAAAUCUCACAAUGAACUCUUAUCAAGUUAUGAGAGCACAUGUGACCUCCUCAAGUCUAAAGAUUCAGUGAUGGAGCUGAAAGAGAAUGAGAUCUCACACUUGAAGGACAGCUUGGCUCGGACUGUGGUUCAACAAGAGCAGCAAACAGAGGAAUUUGCAGAAGAAAAGGACAGCUUAAUCAAGAAAUAUGAGGAAAGCCUCUUAAAGUUAAAUGAAGAGGCUGAGCAGGCAAAGCUGAACUUUGAGAAGAGCCAGCAGGAUGUGGCCAUCCUGCAGGAUCAGAUCUCUGCCCUGGAAUCUGCUCUGAAAGUCCAAAAAAGCCUAAGUGCAGAGUGGCAAUGCAAGUACGACGACCUGUCCAAAGUCAAAGAUAAUCUCCAGGAUAAGAUGUUGGAGAAAGAAAUGGAGACUUUAAAAUCUGCCCUGAAAGCCUCCGAGAGCCACAUGGAAGAAAAUAAAUGUGUGAUCCAAUCACUGGAAGAGAAGCUGCACACGGCUGAAUUGGAGCGGGUCAGAGCCUCUGAUGCACUAAAAGAGAAUGGCCUUAAAAUGAACAAAAUUGAGGUCCAGAUGGAAAUGCUUCAAAUGGAUCUGGAAGAUAAUGAAGCUGCCAUGAAUUCUUACCAGACUCAGAUUGAUGAACUUCAAGGCUCAAUCAGCACGCUGGAAAGGAAACUAGAGAAUAGUGAGCUGCAGUAUUCCAACUUACAAGACGAAUUGUGUUCUGUGAGGGAAGAAGUUAGUCUGAAAGACAAUGAGAUUUCCCAAAUGCGUGCAUGCAUGGAGGAAACUCAGAAUCACGGACAAACCGUUUCUUCACUGGCUGUUGAAAUGGAGUUGCUUCAGGAGGCAAAGGGAAAACUCCAAGUGGCCUUGGAGGAGGAGGUUCAUAAAUAUACUGACCUGGAGAAAAUGUACCAUCAACUGAUAGAAGAGAAAGCAGAUCUAGACAGCAAAAUUGAGGUUUUGCAAAAAUGCAUUGCAGAGGAGUCUGUUCCACAGGAUGAGACCAGCGAUGUUCAGGCAUCUCGUGGCAACGAAGCCCUGCAGAUGAAGCAGGAACAAUUAGAUUCCAGCAAUGAUUCCCUGACUGGCGGUCAUGUUGAUGGCCUCUUGGAAGAGGAGCUUCAGCAGAAGUCUGCAGAGCUGGAAGAGCUUUCUCAUGCAUUUGAGGAGGCAGUCAGGACUCUGGAGGACCAGAUGGAGACUCAGAGACAGGUCUCUAAAACAGAGAUCGCAGAGUUGAACAGUUUGUUACACAAUUCCCAGAAGAAUCUGGAGCAGCUCCAACAGCAGCAUGCUUCUGAGGUGAGCAGCUGGCAGCAAAAACUGGAAAGCCAGCGCCUGGAGAUGGAAGCCAACCUGGUGGAGGAGAAGCAGCACUCUGUGGCGUUAUCCUCUGAGCUGGAGGCUGCAAGACUGCAGAUGCAGCAUCUCCAUGUUGGAUCGCAGUCUCUUCAUGCUGACCGUGAAGAACUGUUGCAGCAUCAUGCUGAAAUGGAAGACUCUGCCACUUCCCAAAAAGCAGAAGAUGAACCGAAGAGUGAGGAGCUGGAAGGGGUUGCAGGGCUGGAGUCAUCUCUUCUCAGGGAUGAUUUAAAAGAUGGCAAAGCCACCGUGGAACUGCAAGAAGACCUAGAAAAAAAUACAGCAGCUAUCCAAACAUUGCAAGAGGAGCUUCAGACUCUGCACUCUCAGUUAGAGCUUGCCACAGCUGAGCUUACUUUAAAGAAAGACUUGGUUACUGAGAUGGAGAAUAAGGUGCACAAAAUGGAAGAGGAUACAUUGGAUUCUGUUCAAAAAUUAAACUCUGCCAUUCAGGAGAAACAGCAGCUGUCUGUCCACAUUGAAGAACUGGAGGAAGAAGUCAGUUCUUUGAAACUGCAACUGCAGACAUCUAAGUGUCAGCUGUCAGAUGUAAUGGAGAUGCUGGAGACCUUGGAGAUUGCCAAGGGCGGCUGGGAUGAGAAGUUCCUGCAGCUGGAGAGUGAGCUGAAAAGGGUGAGAUCUGAGAAGGCUAAUCUCGAGAAACACAUACUGUCAAUGGAGGUGGACAUAGAGGAGAUGCAGGAACAGAAGCACAAACUGGAGGUGGAGAUUGAUGCGAGUAGGAAAGUCAACAGUAACCUGGAACAGAAUUUAAAUGUGGCGACAAGUGAAGGGCAGCAGCUGAAACAGGAGCUGCUCUUGUGUACGGAGGAGAGAGACAGUGCUGAUCAGUCCCUGCUGGAGUGGAAGGCGAAAGCCGAACAGCUGGAAAAAAGCAGCAGUGAAACAAGAGAACUCAUUAAGAUCCUUGAGGAAGACAUUAGAAAACAAAAACGACAGAGAGAAAUGGCCUGCAGCAGCCUCGAGAGCAUGCAGAGGGAGAAAGAGCAGGUUUUACAAACGCUUCAGACCUUGGAGAGCACCGUUGCUUCAUUGAAUGGGGAGAAGGAAGACUUACUGAAGGAGCUGUACAAGAUUAAAGAGGAACAAAGCACAGCCUGUAGGGACUCUGAAACUAUGGUGAGCAAAAUCCAGACUCUGGCAGAGGAGAAGUCGAGGCUUUCCCAGUCACUGGAAUCCUCCCUCAUAGAAAAGGGAGAAAUAGCAUCCAGACUAAACUCCACCCAGGAGGAGGUCACCCAGAUGAGAGCAGGCAUCGAGAAACUCCGCGUUCGGAUUGAAGCUGAUGAGAGAAAGAAGCGCCAUAUGAGGGAGCUUCUCAAGGCUGCCCAGAGACGGGCAGACUCUCUCCAGGACAGUGUGGAGAAGCUGGAGAGGGAGAGAGAGAUGGAGGAGCAGAGUGUGGAGGAUGCGAUCCUGCAGGCAGAAACCGCCAAAGCUGAGCUGGAAGAUCUGGAGGCUGAAAAGAUGGAGCUCACCAAAAAAAUGGAACAGGUGACCACAGAUAAAAACAGCCUCAAAGAGGAGAAGGAGAAACUCGAAAAGGAACUUGCUCAAAAAAGUAAACAGUGUGAGCAGCUGCAAGAGUCUACUCUCAUGGUGUCUGCGAAGCUAGACAGAGCUGAGAGAGAAAUGAAGGAGUUAGACAUAAGUAAGGACAACACCAUUAAGGAGCUUCAAACCCAAGUGAGUUUCCUGGAUGGCCAGCUGCAAGCCUGUCAAACUGAACUCGACUCCACACACUUGAAAGAGCAGGACCUUGCAAAUCAGUUAGCAUCUCUUGAAACCGAAAGCAAGACACUAACUCACAGACUCCAGGAAGCCGAGAAACGUCUGGCCGAUCUGCAGUCCACAAACCAAUCCCUGCAAGAGGACUGCGAGGCCAAACGUCAGGAGCAGAGGGAGUGCCAGGGGGAGGUUGACAGACUGCAGCAGAAGGUGGCCGAGCUGCAGACUCUGAGGCAGGAGGCGGAGGAGAAGCUGGCCUCUGCGGAGACGCAGCGGGACGAGCUGCAGAGGGAGAGGAUGCGGCUGCAGGCAGCCUCUGCACAGCGGGAACAGACGGCACAGGAGCAGGCUGCACAGGCAGAGGCCAUGCAGCUCACCGUCGGGUCUCUACAGGGACAAGUGAAGCAACUGCAAGACGACCUGGCAGCUGAAAAACACGAUAAGGCAGAGCUCACUGAAGAGAUGAAAGCAUUGCAGGACUGUAAUAUGAGGCUGCAGAGUGAAAUUGAGGAAGAGCGGAGAAGGGUUGAGGAAGGCCAGCGGCAGCGUGAGGCAGAGAUUCAGGCCAUGAAGAAAGAGCUGACCGCAGCAGAAGGAGAGGCCAGCCAGCUCUCAUCUGAAAUCAGCACUCUGAAGUCCAGCAAAGAGGAGUUAAAUUCAGCCUUACGAGAGCUGGAAUGCAAACUGGAGCAAGCUGACAACACUAAGACAGAUGAGCUGUCCUCCAGGGUCACCCGGCUCUCCAAAGAGAGGGACUCUGCUCUCAGCAAGAUGAACCUGUGGAUGAAGUCCUGCAAGCAGCUGGAGAAGGAGAAGCAGGCCCUCGUGGAGGAGAACGACCAGCAGGGGGCGCUCAUCGCAACCAUGCGGAACAGCCGAAAACAAGGUGACAGCAGCUACAAUGUGGAGGACCUGCAAGCGGAGAUUAUAGAGCUGAAGGAGGCCUUGGAAGACAAGACCAGGGAGGCGGACGAGAGCACGGACAAGUACUGCAGCCUCAUGGUCAACCUGCACAAGCUGGAGGAGACCAACGAAACCCUGACGAACAGAAUCGCCCAGCUCACCAGCCAGGCGUCAACCUCCAAAGGCAGGAAGUCCCUGACCAAGGUGUCCCAGAAUGCAGCGGUGUCUGAGGGCACCACGCCUGAUGAGGAAGAGAAGAAGGAGGAUGGACAGUGUCAGGUGUCGGGGAAGAGGCAGUGGGCGGGGUCGUCUGAGGUGGGAGACGUGCCCACGAAGGCGCAGGAGGCCCUGUAUAACCUCUCCAAGAGGAUUAAAGCAGGGGUUCCAUCCCAGGCCACCCAGGAGGAGAGCGAGUUCAGACCCGAGGGCUUACCAGAGCUGGUGCAGAAAGGUUUUGCGGACAUUCCCAUGGGAGAGGCGAGCCCCUACAUUGUACGCAGAACGACGAUACAGCGAUGCAGUCCUCGCCUGGCUGCUCGGAGAUCCCUCUCCGCUCACAACCCCAAAACGCCCGAUGCCUCUGUCCAUAGCCCUAAACAACCAGCAGAGGGCAGCAGACAACAAAAAGAGCCCGAAUUCCCCCCGAGCACACCUGGCUGCGUUUCUGGGCCCCUCUCCUCGGUGGGAAACAGCCCUGUGCCGCGAGCGGAGGGCAGGAAGGCCCGGAGGUCCCUCAGCGGCCGGACUCCCGAGCAGCAGGACAGACGCAGACACGCUGCAACCCCUGCCAGACAGGACGACAACUGCCAGGUCCAGUAACGCCAGCCCCUCAGCCCGGCAGGCCUCAGA
Molecule: messenger RNA, 7199 nt
Organism: Megalops cyprinoides (Indo-Pacific tarpon)
Lineage: Eukaryota; Metazoa; Chordata; Actinopteri; Elopiformes; Megalopidae
Gene: cenpf
Product: centromere protein F
Exons: 21
Coding region: 99-7169 (2356 amino acids)
Biological process (GO): regulation of G2/M transition of mitotic cell cycle; mitotic cell cycle; metaphase chromosome alignment
Cellular component (GO): nucleus; spindle pole; chromosome, centromeric region
Molecular function (GO): microtubule binding; transcription factor binding; protein homodimerization activity
Source: RefSeq, a predicted model, not a curated record